Molecule: messenger RNA, 1218 nt
Organism: Paramecium tetraurelia
Lineage: Eukaryota; Ciliophora; Oligohymenophorea; Peniculida; Parameciidae
Exons: 4
Source: RefSeq, a predicted model, not a curated record
AUGAACUCCUAUAAAAUACAGUUAUAUAUUCUUCAAUUCCCGAUAGAUUAAAGAUACUCAUUGUUAUUAAAUAUAUAAUAAACUAAAAACAACAAAACAUAUUAAGCGAUUGAUUCUGAUGCUUUUUAUUCUAAACUGCCUUACUAAAAUAUAUAUAUCUAGUAGAUUAACAAAAUUACAAUAGAUGUCCAAUAUAAAUAAAUCUGCAAUUAUACUCAUUAAAAUAGAGUAAGUUUUAAUUACUCAAUUUACGUAAUAGAAUAACCAAACCCAAAGAACUAAUGCAUAUUCCCUUACUUUUCAUUGAAAUGCGAUAAAUAAAUAGACUAGCAAUAAACAUCACUAAAAUCCUUUACAGUUCCAAACUAGAGUUGGAUCUAUAUGUAUUAUAUGCUCGAUAAGACUAACUACACAUUGUACUUGGAGAAUAACGAAUCUGACAUUGGAAUCUCCUUUGUUUUAGCAGAUACGCCCUAUCAAACCGAAUUGCCCUCUUUCAAUUCCUAUUUUACCAUAAUACCAUAGCUUUACUCUUACAAAGUGGAUUUAAAGAGAUAAGAGUUCGAAACAAAUUACAUAAUCGUGAUAGGAAUUUAUAACUUUAAUAUUACAUCCUAGGCUAGAAUGACAAUGUACUUGGAGGAGAUAAGUAACGAAUCGGAUUCCUUUCCUCUGUGGGCAAUUUUAGUGAUUGUGGGCAUUCUUCUAUUAGCUUUAUUAAUAAUUUCAUCCAUUUACAUUCAUUUGAGAAAAUAAUUUAAAGUGAUAGCUUCGGAAGUUCCAGCUUUAAAUAGAGAGACUUUGGAUGAGUAUAUGCCAGCCAAGAAGGCAAUAACUGAGAUAAUAGGUGAGGAAUGCUGUGUAUGUCUCAAUGCAUAUAAAAAGGAUGAAUUUGUACGAGAAUCCAUAUGUCACCAUAUAUUUCAUGAUUAAUGCUUAUCUGAAUGGACUAAGAAGAAUACUAAUUGUCCUGUCUGCAGAUAGGAAUUCUCGGAAAGUGAACUGAAAAGGUUAUUGUAGACAUAGAAACAAACUGAGAGUAGUCCAUUCAACAGACACGCACAAAAGUCUCCCUUCGUUAUAAAAUAUUAAAGUCUAAGAGUCAUUCAAUCUCAGUAACAAUAACCAAGGAACUACCCAGAUGAUUCAAUCUAAUAAUUAAAAUAAGGGGAGAUAUCAUUGUAAGAGAAUUCUGUUUAACCUUUCUAAAGUUAAUGA